AGCUGUCACAACAUUGAACCGUGUGCACGCAGCUUAAGCGCGCUCUUGCGCCUCAAAUUCAUAACAAAACACAAAGAAAACAAUCAUCUUUUUUAGCAGAAACUGCUUUUUCGAUUUAUUAAUAAUUCUACAGACCUUCGAGAAGAUUAAAUAACAUACGGUGGUAGAAUUUUGCUCACUAUCGUCACCGAACCAGUGUUGUGGAAGAAUCAGUGCUUGGAGCUUCACGAAAGCUAAACGAAAAUGUCCGCCUCUGGUCCAACAUCGUUGAUAUCGACGGCUGGUGAUGAAUCGUUUGAUUUCCUGUUUAAAAUCGUACUAAUCGGAGACUGUGGUACCGGCAAGACAUGCAUCGUGCAGCGAUUCAAAUCGGGCAACUUUAUCGAAAGCCACGGCAACACGAUCGGUGUGGACUUCUCGAUGAAAGCCGUGUCCGUCGAUGGGAAGAAGGUUAAGCUACAAAUAUGGGAUACGGCGGGUCAGGAGCGUUUUCGUACCAUUACGCAAAGCUAUUACCGAUCGGCUAACGGUGUUUUAAUUGUGUACGACAUCACGAAACGAUCGUCCUUCCUAAGCCUGCAACGAUGGAUCGAUGAGGUGCGUAGAUACACAGCCUCCAACGUGAUGAUCUUUGUGAUAGGCAACAAAUCCGAUCUGGACUCGAUACGAGAGGUAGAGUUUUCCGAAGCCCAAAACCUGUGCCAGUACAUCCCCGAGGUGAUGUUCGUGAUGGAAACGUCGGCAAAAGACAACCGCUGCAUCGAAGACGCAUUUAUGACGCUGGCAACUGAACUAAAGCGACGCCACGAUGGAAUCAAUGCGGCGGCAGAGGACGAAGAAGGCAUUACGCUGGGUCAGAGUAAAAGCUUAUCAACCAAUUCGUGCAACGCGCUGUGCAAUUUAACGUGAGCAGCAUACAUCAGCAGCCGAACGAAGCUACUCUGAUACCUGGCCAAUGCCAAAGGACCAUUUGCGAACACAACUGUUUAACAGGCGACAUGUGAAGAGGAAGUAGAAGCUAAACCGAUCCCUCCCAUAAUUUGAUCCUACGGUUGCAGUACGCCACUGCUAAUGCCAUUGUUCUAAGCAAUUCAGCAACCGCAACAUCACGCACCUGGUGAUUGCGGUAGUACGUAAGGUACACUGUUUAGACUAAUCCCCGUACACUGCUCGAUGGCAAGAUAUUUUAAAUCUUGCUCCUCUAUUCUUUCGCAGAACCGUACCGCAACCAUUGAAUGGUGACGGUGGUGAUGCAAUUUUUCCCCUGUACAUAAUUGGCAAUGGUACAUGUGUUAACUAAUGUAGUAGUUACAUUGAAUUAAACGUUAGCUUUUCAUUCGAUUAACCGAUCCUCGAACAAAGUCAAGCUCUCUCGGAGCGUGAGUGAGCGCCGAGCUAAAUACGUAGUAUAGAACUCGAUUACAUAUUUUACAUGAUACGAUUUAUUUAUUUGAAGAGCUCUAGGAAUGGAACUAUUUUAACACGAAACAGUUUGUGUAAAUAUAAAAGCUAUUUUAACAGCUCACCCAUCGGUAGCGAAAA
This is a messenger RNA of Anopheles stephensi (Asian malaria mosquito), 1542 nucleotides long. RefSeq names its product ras-related protein Rab-43 (gene Rab19). Gene Ontology annotation, molecular function: GTPase activity; GTP binding. Bases 244 to 909 code for a protein of 221 amino acids. The transcript has 4 exons. The record is from RefSeq and is a predicted model, not a curated record. Gene Ontology annotation, cellular component: trans-Golgi network. NCBI's taxonomy places the organism in Eukaryota, Metazoa, Arthropoda, Insecta, Diptera, Culicidae.